Molecule: messenger RNA, 3244 nt
Organism: Oreochromis niloticus (Nile tilapia)
Lineage: Eukaryota; Metazoa; Chordata; Actinopteri; Cichliformes; Cichlidae
Product: proline-rich receptor-like protein kinase PERK2
Exons: 7
Coding region: 853-1842 (329 amino acids)
Source: RefSeq, a predicted model, not a curated record
GUGAAUAGUUAUGGCCAACAGAUACACACCUCUGUUUGGAGCAGAUAACAAAGAAAGAAACAAUCAAAACUUGACUUCAACUGCAGACUAAAGCAGGAAUCAUUCAAAGCUGGAAAAUAAAGACUGAGAACAAAGUGUACCCAGACUAGAGGAAAGAUCAACAGUACUGAGCUGACAGGAAGGCACCAGUAAAUCCAAUAAACACUCUCUAUGUGCCACAAGUAUGUAAAAGAGCAUCUCUGAGCACACAGCAUGUAAAACCUUGAGGCAGAUGUGCUACAGCAGCGGAAGACCACACUGGCUGAAACUACUGUCAGCUAAGAACAGGAAACCGAGGCUAAAAUUCACUCAGGCUCACCAAAUAUAAAAAAAAAAAAGAUUCUAAAAUCACGUCCUGGUCUUAUGAGUCUCAAAGUGUGCUGAGAAAUUCAAAUUUUAGGGUCAGAAUUUAGUGUAAACAACAUGAAAGCAUGGAUCCACCCCACCUUGCAUCAGUGGUUCAGGCUGCUGGUGCAGUAACAGCCUGCAUAAAGUGACUCAUGGACCUUUAGUGGACAGAGAACUGUCUCCAAAAAGGAGGCCCAAUGUGUUGGGCAGCUAAAACAUCAAUUUAAAGAAAGAAUGGUAAAAUGUCUCAUCAAAACUACAUCACUGAGUCUCCCCACUUCUCAGUUUUUACUACAAAAGGAGCUGCUGCACAAAUCCAAUUUUUUAAAAACAGAAUAAACUGUGUAAAUAUCAGAUAUGUUGGUUUUGUACUAUUUUCUGUGAAACAACAUUUAAACUUGAAUGUAUUAAGUUGAGGAUUAUUUCACUUUCUGUUUUCUUUUACGUUUGGCACACAUUCUACAUAUGUGGGGAAAAACCUGGGGGAAGAGGGCGGGGCUUAGUCUCUAUAACAUAAAGAAUGAAAAGGUCACAUCAGUCAAGAGAACAAUGAAGGAAGCGACUCUACUCUUACUUUGCUGGACAACAAUUCAAGCUCGUCUGACUGUGAGUCCCAGCAGCUCUCAGUUCUUUAAAGGAGACUUUGUGUCUCUGAGCUGUGAGGAGGACGACAGCUCUGCUGGAUGGACUCUGAGGACCAAUAAUAAGAUCAAUAAGAUCACUCAGUGUGGAGAUGGGUGGGGAAGAGGGUCUGGUUCUUCCUGUGACAUCAAUGUUUUCCCAUGGGACAGUGGAGUUUACUGGUGUGAGUCCAGAGAGGGUCCCAUCAGUAACAUGGUUAACCUGACAGUCACUGACAAACACACCACCACACCUCCACCUGCACCCAUACCACCGCCUACACCUCCACCGCCUACACCUCCACCUGCAGCCUCACCUCCAGCUGCAGCUACACCUCAACCUGCAGCCAGCACUCCAUCUAAAGCAACACCUCCACCUUCAGCCACACUGCCACCUGCAUCUAUAUCUCCACCUGCAUCUUCACCUCUACCUGCAUCUACACCUCUGUCUGCAGCUACACCUCUACCUCCACCCAGCCCUCCAUCUGCAUCCUCACCUCCACAUGCAGCUACAGCUCCACCUGCAGCCACCUCUACAUUGACCUCUCUGGGUGGUUACUCUCUUCUCCCCAUGGUGGUGAUUGCUGCGUCGGUCUGUCUCGUGGUUGUAGUGGUGUUAAUGUUUCUUUUGAUGGAACAAACCAGUCACAGGAAACUUGAAGAGAGGACAGAAGACAUAAUUUAUGGAGAAAUCGUCAUCAAAGACAAGCAACACAAAUCAGCUAAAAGAGAGUUUCCAAGAGAGCCAGACGUCAUCUACUCCGAAGUGAAGCAUUUCACCAGUCCAGCCACUGAGAUGCAGCUGCAGGUCUCUCACAGUCCUCAAAGCACCUGAUGAAGAUUUUUAUGUGAAGAACCUGCAAAAACAAAGAAAUAAACAAAUGUGCCUUCAGCAACAUGAAGUUAAGAGAGACUAUAACUAAUAUAUUAAUCUAAUGCUGUGUAUUUAAUGCUAUUUAUAUAUUUUAUUUCUAAAUGUGGGGCCCUGCUGGUGUCUUCACAGCAGUGAUUUGGUUUCUCUGCAGGAUCAGUAAACCUCGAUCUCCCUUGUUGUUCUUCUCAUGUGGCUUUGUGAGUUUCAUAAAGACGUCUGAGAGGAAACUGUGAAUAGUUACGGCCAACAGAUACACACCUCUGUUUGGAGCAGAUAGCAAAGAAAGAAACAAUCAAAACUUGACUUCAACUGCAGACUAAAGCAGGAAUCAUUCAAAGCUGGAAAAUAAAGACUGAGAACAAAGUGUGUGAGUUUGAAUAACUUUGAUUUGAAGAAAUUAAAUACUUGAGACUUUAUUUUCAGGUCAUUCGCAACUUGUCUAGAGUCCUCGUUUGUUGUUAUUUUUACUGUAACCUACUAAAUAUGCAUUUAAUCCAUCCAAAGGUUUUCAAAUUGGGGUUUCCAAACAGGCAGAACAACCCUAACCUUGUAUGAGUUGCCAAAGACCUGAUGGUGGGAAAGAAGUGGGAAAAAAAAGAAACAUGCUUCUUCACAUCUGUCUUUAGAUCUUUAAAACUGUUUAUCGCACUUGCAGGAGUCAUGUAUUUGUAGAAAAUAUGCUUUUUAAUGUAGCCAUUUAAAGUUCUGGGAGGAGUGAAAUGCAGUUCAUGAAUAUGAUAUUUGACUGUAAGCUUAAUACAACUGUGUCCUUUUGUUUGUCAAACAAAAUAAAUAUGAUGAUAAAGUGAAACUCUUUAAAUAGAUUUAAAGGUUUUUUCAGACUGGGGAAAUUGUUUAGGCUGCUAGUUAACUGCAUUUAUCCACAAUGUUUUCCUCUAAGCAUUUUGGUGAAACGGUCUUUCCAAGGAAACUGAGAGCAGAUGCCUCAGAUUCACUUCUGUUUAUGUAAAACUGCCCUCUAGUGGAAGGUGGCUUGAUAUGAUUUUGAACAGCACUUUUACACAACUGGUAUUCACAGAUUGUCUCCCAUCAAAGUACAAACAGACCCAACCUGCAUAGCUUUUAGGCUCAGGCACGCUCAGGGAAAGAAGGUCCAAAAAAUUCAAAGACCAAAGCUUCACACUCUGCUUUCUAAAGAAAAAAAAAAAACACUUUAACUUUCUUAGCUUGUACAAUGAAAAAUUAAAAAUGUGUUUUCCUCUACUGGUCACAGAGCACAGUAAACUACAGUAACAAAUGAAAAAUGAAAAUGUACAGAUCAGUGCACAGAAGAACAACAUAGGCAUUCAAACUAACAACAAACUAACAAUGCAGAUUACCCACACUGUGUUUCUUUUUUGUC